UAUUCGAACGCAGACAGAUGCGACUCGCACGUUGCCCAUAGAGGCGCGUAUCCUGUGCUGGCGUCGUCGGGCGCACUGACGCGCAGUCGCGCGCUGGCGGAGUUUGCGCUCCAGUGUCGGUUUCUUAAUACCGGCGACAACUGCGCUGGGGCUGUAACUGUGCAUUCCAGUGUUUUGCGUGGAUUCGUGCGUCCCUAGUGCGCGGAUCGACCGCACGUGCGUGGUGGUUCCGAGGAGUGCGUGUGUUUGUUUACGUUACGGCGUCAUGCGAGCUUGACUUCGCUGGGCGCUCGAGGAGCGCUUUCGCCUGCAUCUGCACGUCUUCAUUUCCGAUUGUGGAUAACCCUUUUUUUCUUCUUCGUCGUCGUGUUCACGGCGAGAAGCGACGGCGGUGUUUGUGCAGUGAUUCGCAGCAGCGGCCGAGUGCGCGCGCUUGUUGCUAAGGGUGGUCGACCGACCGACGUCGUCUGCUACGAGCUGUCAACGGCGGCGUUGUUUGUCGUCUGCUCGCAGGCCGUCGGCGGCGUAGAGGUGUGAUUCGCGUCGUGUAGUCAGUCGUUCGCUGUGGAAUUGUGAAGUGACAAACAAGUCGCGGCCUACACUUAAAAGUAAAGAAUGCGCGGUAACUUCGGAGAGGUUUCGCCUUUCGUGUCAAUCCGUGUUCGCCUGAGGAUUACAAUGCCCAUCGUGACCGCUCUUCGGUGCCCAGACCACGACGUCGACUGAGGUUUGCCCGUUCAUCGCAGCUCAACGGUUUCCCGCGGCUGCCGCGAGAGGCCGGUGUCCGCGCCAGCGUCGUCGUGCAUGCGGCGCCAGCCCGACUGCGGUGCUGCGACGGCGGCGCUGUCGGCGCCUGCGUCCCGCCGGGCGGGCGGCCCUAACCUCGGCCCCGGGUCGAUGCUAGCGGCGCUGUCGUGCCGGGGGCCCGAGAGUAAGGCUCCCUCCUCGAGCCCCUUGGCCGCCGGAGCUGCCGGGCCGCCGAGCCUGGCCGGCGGGCUUACCCCCAUGGCGCACCACCCGCCCGCGGAAGAGCGCCUGCUGCCCAACGGGAACGUGUGCCACUUCGCCGGCUGCGGAUGUGCCGACGGCGUGUCGGGCGAGAUCCGCGCGGCGCUCAAGGAGUGCGUCUCCAACAUGCGCCAGCAACAGCAGAUGCAGCAGCAGCAGCAGCAGGAGCACAGGAUUCACCAACCGCAGCAGCACCACGGCCACCAGUCGCAGCAGCAGCAGUCCGGCGGUCAGUGCGGCUGCCCCGUGCUCCUGCGCGGCGCCUGCGAGCACCAGGCCCGUCCGGCGGCGUCGUCGGCGAGCAACAACGCCGCUCCGCCGCCGGCGCCCCUCAAGUCGCUGCUCAAGCGGGCCUCGACCACCCGUCCGCGGCGGGGCUCGCGCGUCCGCUUCAGCGACACGCUGACCGUCUUCUCGGAGGACUACCCGGAGGCGCAGCUGUACGUGAUCCGGACAGCCGAUCUGACGUACGCCGAGGUGUGCGCCAUGUACGAGCCGCCGCCCGAGUACCGGGACCUGCCGCCGUUCGAGCCGCCCGACGGCUACCGGGACGACGCGUACCUGCUGCCCUUCCUCAAGGAGGCCCGCGCGGCCGCGGCCGCGGCGCGGGCGGCAGCCGCCGCGGCAGCCGCGUCGCAGCAGGCAACGCAGGCCGGCAUCCCGGCAGCAUCGGCUCAGGUGGGUGCGCAACAGCAGCAGCAGCAACCAUCACCGCAGCAACAGCAUCAGCAGCAUCAGCAGGGCACCACGCCGCAUGCUCCAACCGCGCCUGUCCAGAUCAGGGUAGUCGAGCGGCCGCCGCCUCCGCCACCACCACCGAGAACGACGCCCGUGGCGACUGGCCCAGCGGUGGUCGGCGGCGGCGCGGAGGACCGCGGAGGCGGCAAGGUCGAGGACGAGACGCAGCUGCCUCCGCCUCCGACGGCCGAGAUACUGGAGGACCUGGCCAAGAAGGCGGCUCUCGAGGAAGCUCAGCGGAAGGGGGAAAAAGACGCCGGCACCCAGAAACGUGGCGAAGAGAUCAGGAUCGAUCAGGAACGGCCGCCGGCAGCCGACGGGAAGACUACGACAGCCGUGGUAAUCGUGUCGUCCGACGGCGGCGGCGGCAGGACGACGCCCGAGGACAACGACGUGAGGAAGGUGAUCGUGGUCGACGAGGAGGAUGAUGACGUCAAGCGCCGGGAAGAGUCGUCGCCCGUGUUGCCCGAGGACGAGGACGACGCCAUCCUGUUGGAGUUGAAGAAGCAGCUCGAGUGCAACUCGAGCGGCGACAUCGAGGCCGACCUGGCCGAGCUCCUCCCGCCGGGCCUCAUCGUGGACGACGUCUCGAGGAAAACGGUGGACGACGUCAACGACCUCAAGGUGAGCCGUCAUCGGCCGACGGUGGAAGUGCGACCGCUGAGCUUCAGGCAACCGGUGCCGGUGGCGGCGACGACGCCGGCGUCGCCGGCCGCCACGACUCCGUCGACAGCGAGCUCGACGCCCGACGAACGCCAGGAAGACAGCGAUUCGAGCGCCGACUCCCAGGAUACCAUCAUCCUCAUGACGAACGAGGAGGAGAAGAAAGCGGAAGAGGCGAACGAACACCGCAGCGCCGGCGGGUUCCGGCACAAGCUGCUCAUCAUCGGCGACAAGAGUCCGUCAGACACGAGCUCGGUGUCUAGCUCGGCGUCGCAGGACAGUGACGGCUCGUUGCGCUCCUCCGAGUCGACCACCAACAGCGAGGACCGGACGGAGUCGCCCACGGGCUCCUCCGGCAGCAGCAGCGGUGGCGGUGGCGGAGGCCGCGGUCACGUCGUCGAAGACGACAUCUACAACGACGACCUCGACGCCCUGCUCGAGUACGGUCCGCACUCGAACCUGCAGGUGCGGCGAACCAUCGAGCGGACCGCGAUGCGCCGCAGCCUCACCCGUGUCACGGACGUCCGCAAGAGGACGCCCACCAACCUGGCCAAGUCGCCGACGUCGAGCAACGACGUGUCGCUCGUCGAGAAACUGCGGUGGCUCACGUCGCUCGACGACGACGACGAUGACGGAUGCAGCGACGACUCCGAGGCAGCGGCCGACCACCACCACCACCACCAUCACCACCAGGGACCGCCCCCGCCUCCGCCGGUGGCGCGGAGGCCUCCGCCGGACCCGGGCUUCGUGCAGGACGCCGGCCGGCUACUGCCCGGUUACCCUCGCGGGGGCCUCAACGGAGCUUUCCAGCCGCGACCGGCCUCGUUCUCGCAGCUGAGCGACGCCUGCCGGGGAUCCCUGACCAUGCUGCCGGUCGCGGCCCGGGACUACCGCAUGGUCCGGCGCGUUCCGGGCGAGAACCACCCGCAACAAAACACCGGUGCCGCUAGCCAACGGGGGCAGCCACCGCCUCCGCCCGUGCGACGACCCGCUCCCCAAGGGAGCGGCGGCGUCGUCAGCGUCGGCAACAAUGCCAAGGACGCGCCUCCUGACGAGCUGGAACGCUUCGUCCAGCAGGACAUGGAGCGCACGGAACGCAUCCGCAAGCGGUACAGCCUUAGCGAAGAGGACGAAGACCCGUCGUUCGGGUUCGCCAGGAGACCGUCCGUGCGCGGCAUCCGGGCGCGGUUCGGCUCGAGCGCCGAGAUCAUGAAGGACGUGCAGCAGAUGAUGCAGAACCACCCGGCCAUGAACAUGCCGGGCAGCCACCUGUCGUGGUCGCACCCCGUCGAGCUGCCGCCGCCCAACCACAAGACGCCGCAGCAGGUCAAGGUGAUGCUGCUGCCUCGCGUCGCCGAGGAGGACACCGGCCGCAACUACGGCUCGGCCGGGGACAUAGCGACGCUGACGCGGUCGCGGCGCACCUUCCAACCGGCGCCCUCGCCCGUGCCUCCACCGCCCUCGUCGUCGUCCCUAUCGGCGGGCAAGGACGAGCGGGGAGUGCCCGAAGGUGCCUGCUCGUCGCCCAAGGUGUCGUCCGAGCCGGGCUACCAGGGACAGCAGCAGCCAAAGAGCGGGAUCGUUCCCGCGCCUCCGCCGGGGGUGCCUCCUUCCAUGGCGUCCGCCGGUUCGGAAGCAACGCCGCAGCCACCUCCUCCUCAGGGUGUUGUGUACUACUCCCUCAACGUCUGACCCACCGCCAACACACCGACCGAGGUGCGCAAAACACACAACUGACACUCGAAGUGAAGAGACGAAGCAAAAGGGUUUCUUCUUCUUCUUCGCGAGUCGCCUCAUCAACUCUUCGUCAUUGCCUCACGAGCGAACUCGCUGGUCGGAGUUCCGCUGCCCUAUAUAGGUGCACACCAUCGACAAACUGGAGGAGGCGUUGGAGAGGAACGCAACCGGUGACAGAGAGAGAACGGACAGCUAGCAAAACGGAGAAACAAAACAAAACAGGGACCUGCGGUGGUGCGGUGCAAAUACUUUUUUUUUCUGCGCUGUGCGCGUUUUCUUGUGUGUGCCUGUUUUGUGAGUGCGCGCGCGUGACGGCGUGUGUGUCUGUGUGUGAUGUGUCCGUGGCAAAACGGCCGAUCCUCCUCCUCCCGGCGCAGCCGAGUUGGGAGGGGUCGACAUCUUCCUCUCGAGUCCUCCUUCUUAAAAACAAAAACCUUCCCGUGAGUCACAUGAGCCACAUGGCCCGUCGCCGGCUACCUUUUCUUCCAAAGACAUACCGUUCAAACCACGAGCGUCAGCGGAUACGGGCAUGGCCGCUGCACUGCCCAUGCGUCUCUUUUGUUUUCUUUCUUUUUUUGGCUCUCACGUUCUCCGCGCUCUGAGGAUUUAGCUAAGCUGAAACCCGGGUACAAGUGUCUAGAUUGCGGUUCAGCAAGAAACGUCAUAGCAGAGCAGCAGUAGCCAACACUUCCGUGUACAACGUGAUGCUUGCCCUUCGGCGAUAGAUUGCGUUUGCGAAAACGAAAAUAGCAUUGCAUAUAUACAUAUAGAUCCGUCUGCCUAAUCCUGUAUAUAUCAAGAAUGCGCAGUCAUUUAUCAUGCCAAUUUUAAAAAAUUCUUCUGCUAAUAUACCGCGAUACACCACAUAAGAAAAAUGUGGAUGAGAAUGAGUCAUUAAAGGUCUAUCGUGAACUAGAUGUAUGGCGCCAGCACGCUACUGUUAAACAGCGCAACGCCGGCUUCCUUAAAACUUGAAGCGAAAGAGUGAUUUUAAUUGCCUACCUCAAACGCAAUCUCGUUUCAACGUUCCCUUUUUUACCUGCUCGUGAUAUCGUUCCUCUCUUUGUCAGCAGUUGGAGAUAGCGCGCAAAUUUCAUCACUGUUUCAUCACGGGCUGCCCAAACGCCCUGCCGCAGCGCACUGACGCGAACACCUCCAAAGGUGGCAAGUGACCACAUGAAUUCGACGCCUGUAUUCCAGUAAAGGGUUCCGCGCAGGGUUAAUAUUAUAAUUUUCUUUCGGCUACUUCGUUACGGUGCUACAACGAAUGCGGUAGGGGUUCAAUUAUGCCAAAGGCUGCAUAAGUUUAUGCUGCUACAAGUGACGCUGUGCGUAGAAAUGAAAGCGUGCUGCAUACUUGGGUGCUCUCAAGGUUAAACUAUUCUUACGGGGCAAGCGUGCCGUCUGUACACGGGUUUUAACGCGUGCGUAUUGGUCUUCUUUCUCAGAGCGCGGGAAAUGUGUGUUGCAGCCUUGUUCUUUUGCCUCGCUAGUUACGUGCAGUGCUGCGGAAGACAGUACCGCUCCAGGCGCAGAAGUCCCUAGUCCACAAAGCCGCACGACUGCGAGAUGUUCGACCCAAGUAGAGCGAACUAGUUGGCAUAUGGAAAUCGGCUGGGUACCCUUUUCAUGUCAAUUGCGAAAGAUGAAAGAAAAGAGAAAGGUAGCCAUUUUUAACCAGAACAACAACAAAAAAAUCUGGUUUGCUAUCCUACACUGAAGGGAGGGAGAGACGGAGGUAGGGAGAUAUAUAGAUAAGCAGAAAGUAACUAUUUUGGCAGUAUAUAGGCUAGAACGACGGAGUGAUGAAGAAAUUAAACCGGCAUUAUAUCUGCCGCCGGAGCGGUAACUAUACUUCCAAGCACUGGACGUCGCCGCCAUGGGCCGUACUCUCGGUUGACAGCUUUCGAUGAAAUGGAAGUGCGCGGUGAUUGGCUGCAUCCGGCAAAAGCGGAUGUGACGAAAAGAAUGAUACUGCAAGCGUGAGCGGUAUUCUCACGUCUCAACUGUUCACCGAGUGCAUUUGACAGGAUUGACCGUCGCUCCAGUGAUGUCGUGCCGUUGCUGGACCUUACGUCACUGGUCCAAAAGGGAAGUGCCCAUGAGUUAUCGACCGGGGACACGACCCCACACUUCUCGAUUCGACGUCCCGACGUCAUGUGUCGCAGCAUUGCACGAAACUAGCGAGACGGAGCGUCCGUAUUCCUUUGGAGUGACGCUCACCAUUAUGCGUCGCCAGGCUCAAGCCAAAGCAUGAGAGAGAGAGAGAGAAAACACACACACACAAAACAAACUUGGAGGUGCCAGGGUGCUUCAACGCAGAGAUGUUUUCGCUUCCCUUCUCAAGAGUGUGUGAAUCUCACCCGCCGGUUUCGGCAGUGGGCCACCGCGCGUGUGUGUGCGUGUGUGAGUGUGCGUGCUUUUUUUUUUUUUUGUCGCGUUGUUGCUGUUGUUCUGGUCUGUGGACAAAGUUCGCUCUUUGUACCUCAAGACCGCGUUGGCCUACAUAGAGAUUUUUAGGCAUUCGCUGGUGUAAAUUUGUUGCGCACCCUCCCCGUUCCCCCCCCCCCCCCCCUCCCUUUCCCAAGCUCCCGCUCUUUUUUCUGUCAACUUUUGUGACCAGAGUAUAGGCCUGAGCUUUCACGUUGGGCCUCUAGGGAGGAAGAAGAAAAAAAAAGUACACUCUAUAUUUCCUAAUAGAAAGCUUAUACUAUAUGUAUAGUGAAGUAUAAGAUUUACCGAGGAGCAUCUUCUAGAGGUGCGGGCGACUCCGGGUUGGAAAGGCGGGGAAGUGAAGAAGGUUCAAAAGAUAGACGUUCGAGAAGGGCCAAAGAUUGCGCGCGCUGUCUUGGCUUCUUGACGCUAGCUCAAGUACGUCCAUAACUUUCUUGUGCUCUAUGUCUGUCUGCUUUGACGUUCUGUUGACACUAAAAUCAGUCUAGAUGAAAGCACACUGCAUUGCGGAAGCCUGAAGUGGAGUCAGUUUGUGAGCAGCAUUGACCAAUUUCACAAAACUGUUUCGCGCCAAAAGAAAGCUGUAUUUCCUGAAGGAAUGAAAAGUGCACAAAAGCGCGCACUAGUACAAGCGAUGGAACGAAGAAAAGCAUCGAAGGAGCUUGCUUAGUCAUCGUGUCUGUAUUAUAGACCUUUUUCGCCAUCGCGGCAUCCCAAAAGUGGCGAUGACGAUGUUGUUGGUAAUGGUGUCUACACUCCUGUGGCGGUGAAGGUCCACAUUUUAGGUUUUUCUGACCUACAAGUUAGGAACUACCAUGCAGCAGUUAAAUCGGUGAAUGGAGCCUUUACAGUCUACAACGAGUCAUUCAAGCGUUGAAACAAUUCCGCUAUAAGUGUUGAGAAGCUGCCGCACUGGAAUGCGGAUAUCUUACGCUUAUAACGAUAAUGCCCCGAUAAUGGCCAGCAAUUUCAGCGUUUCCCUAAAAAUAUGUGCUUUUUCAAUUGGGCGCAGCGUUUUUCUACGCUUGCCGAUCAACAAGGAAUACCGUAAGAAAUGAUGCGUGUUCACAGUGAUGUGGCAUCAUAGAUGACAGAACAGUUAGAUGACGGUACAGUUAAGGAAAUCCGGUAAGCCCUGUGUUGACUAAGCAAGAAACUCAAAGUUACUUCAGUAGGAUGAGUGUCUGUGCAACCUUCACGUCAUAUUUUACUUACGAACAACCUUGCGAAUUAGCUGGUGCUUCCUCUAACUUCCACAAUGCUGCGUGUUUUUAACCAAGCAGGGUGUAUGACUUGGACUGUGGCUGUGCAAAAUGUGUAUGUCAGGGUCCUGAAACAUCCUACACGGGUCGGGCAGUGUCGGUAUAAUAACCCUCCCAAGAGUGGCGCUUGAACGUGGCAAUUGAAAGUUUGCAGGCAAAGGGGGUUUCAAGUCGCGAAACCUCGGUAAAGUGAAAACUCCAAUGUGCUCCUCUAUGUUUCAGGCUCCCUCACAAGAACAUACAGUGAGAUUACAGCGCGUGAUCGCAUAAUUUAUGUUAACCGACUGUUGCCCGGUGUUCUCUAUACAUAGGCGUAACUUCGCGCUUAAUUUCACCAUAGCGUACUCUGAGAUUUGUUACAGAAUCGUGACGAAAAAAGGAAUGUUGGGGAAAGUAGUUAGGGGUGGCAAAAGUGACAGUUUCUAACAUUACUUUUUGUUUGAGCGCUUGUACCUACUAAUGCGCAAUUUCAGAGUCUCUAGUUGUGCGUAGAAUUCUGCGCUACGAGCUUAUUAUGUUUGCGGUAUUACGGCUCUAAAGGAUAUAUCAAAGUUGCUAUUUUUCCCACACUCCUCACAAGCCCAGCUAGCUCCCACUUAGCUGUUAAAAUGUAUAUAAGAGGCAAGCUGCGCUCAAAUGAAUUAGCAAUGGCAUGCAGCUGCAAUAUAGAUUAUCGCACGAAUCCUUCAGGUUAUCCAUGCAAGACGAAGUGUUGCUUGGAACGCGGAGACAUUAAAAGGAAAUGCGUGAGAACAACGGUGGAGACACACUGUAUAGUCCGACACGAGCGAUUCGACUUUAGUACUUGUUUUCGUCUAAGCUUAGACGAAGACGAGUCCUCGCCAAAGCUAUUGCCAAAACGCUGACGCCGAAGUGACGUAAACUUUGGCAUUGGCUUCGUCCAGGCUGAAGUUAGAGAGAGCAACAGCGUAAGAGACAAGAAGAACGACAGGAAACGGACGAAGCGACUUCCGUUCUUCCUGACCCUUGCGCUGUUACUCUUUUUAAUUUCAACAUGUACCAACCUGCCCACAUCAACAUUCUCUUGCAGUUCGUCCUGGCUUUGAAGAGAAACUGUCUGUUUAUGCAUAGGCCUCGAAUGGACUUGUUUUUGUCUAGGCCUAGAACAGGUCUUGCGUUCGUGUAAGCCCAGACGUUCUUGCAUGAAGACACACCUCCGUUCCCAAACGCCAGGGCGUGUAUUAGGCCACGAAGAGGGCUUGUCUUCGUCUAUGCUUAGAACAGGACUUGACUUCGUUACAGACUGAAACGAAGACAAGCCUUGCUCUCGAAACGUUGACCUCGAAUUCAGACUUCCCCUAAGCAUUGCCUUCGUGCAGACAGCAUAGUAAAAUAUAUGUCUGUGUAUGCCUAGGCCUAGAAGAGGGCUUGUGUUCAGAUAAGCCUAGACGUCCUCCUAUAAAGACAAGCCUUCUUGCUCAAGUGCAAAAAGCUUGUAUUAGCCCAUGCCUCGAAGAGGGCUUGUUUUCGUUUAAGUUUAGAACAGUACUUGACUUCAUGUAGACUAACAGGCUUAAACGAAGGCAACUCUAGUGGAAUUGUCGACACCGAAUUGAGACCUCACCCAGUGUUUCUCUUCGUCCAGGCCUUGAGAAUGGCUUGUCUUCGCCUAAUCCUCGAAGACAGCUUGUUUCUAUCUAUGGGCCCAGAAGAGUGCUUGUCUUCGCGUAAGCCUGCACUCGUGUAGGCCUCGAUGAAGACAACGCAUCUCGCCGAAACGUUGUCGCCUGACUGAGGUGUCUCCCCACAAUUGCUCUCGCACAUUUCCUGAAUCUUCAGGCUGUUUGACAAAAGUCACGUUGUUGUUUAGGCCUCGAUAGUGUUGACGCCGCCGACUGAAUGCGUGUUGUACGAGUACCCCGCCUGCUAUUCUUGCUUAUUCCGGUGAUUCUGUAUUUCUCGUUGACGUUAGGCUGGUGGAUAUACCGAAGUCUUUUGUACGCGUUGAGUCGUGGCCUCUCUUGCUAGACAGCUGUGACCGGUGAAGGACGCCGACCCUAAUAGAUAAUUAAAUGAACGAACUCGGUCCGUGGCAACUUCCCAUCUUACGCGACUCCUCGUCGAUGUUUCCUUCCCGACUUGCCGAACGACAUGCGCUCGCCUAGUUCGUUGAAUUAAAAAAAAAAAAAAAAAAAGCGUGACAGGACGUUAGCACGGCUCAUGUUGUGUUUUAGUACAAGACGAAGUACGUGUACAUUAUUAUUAAGAGUCUUUUUUAUAUAGAGUAAAUGUCGAAAUAAAUAAGAAACCUGUAUAUUCGCGUGGUUGGAGGGACGGUGCAAUUGCGGCGCCGGCUUUUUCUUCCUCUUACAACGUUGACUGUCUGUCGUGCGCCCCCCGUACUGUGAACACCUUGGGAACCGUCGCGAAUGUUGGUUGAGUGCUCGUGGUUUUUUGAACAUGCCAGGCUAGGUGAGGAUGCCAUUGAGAGAUAUAGACGCUUGUUAGUUCACGCCGACGGAAUCAGCUUUGUUUUGGCAAUUAGGAUUUGAUUUAGUUAAACAUAUGAAUUCGUGGCAUGCGCGAAGCCUCCAUGUAACGGAUGUGGCCCUUGGUUAGCGAGCCUUUUCUGACGUCAGAGGAACUGUGAUUGAACGGCGCGCGAUUACUGACCAAUCACGGCAGGGAACGAAAAGUUAAGGAAACAAUAAGAAGGCCAUAGGACGAGGAAUACUAUUAAGAAAGCAUAAGAAGGCGUCGAGAAAGUUUGCUGUUAGGCUAAUUGGUAACACAUGAUGCUAGGCAUCAUGUACCAAGUUGUUGAGGUGGUCGGAAAGAUUUAUUUAUCAAACGGUUUGCGAAUAUUGCAUUAGUCCGAUAAGGUGGCCGAAUCUUCGUAGGUGUGAUCUUUCAAACGUGCUUGGCCUGCCCUCAUAACUAAUUGGUCGAUUGGAUGAUAGCUGUAUUGCAGAAAAAUCACCUAAAGCUGCCGUAACUGUCAUUUUUAAAGGCGUAUCGUGCUCGAACUUGCCUAAAGGGGACGUAAGACAGGCUGCAUCAGGAAUAAAAUAAAGAAGUAGAAAAAGAAAUGACAGUAAAAAGUAGGCUGCGCUUAAUUUGAACGGCAGCGUAACGUAACAGCGGGGAGCCCUGGCUCAUAAGAGGACCCAAACGCCUGCACGCGCUUCCAUUACGUGCAAAGAAAAAAAUAAAAAUAAAUAAAGUGUUGUUGUAUUGCCGCUUCGUAUUGAACUUUGACAGACGUGACGUCAUCGCAAACUUGUGAGACGUUCGUUACGGCUCACAACGUCGGUUUAAUUAAAGAAACGAGUGAAUCCUCCGGAGAGGGCCAGUUGGGCCAGGAGUAUUUCAGUACCAUUCAGGGAGAGUGGUCAUCAGCAUUUCGCGGUUUAGCCUGUUUGAUCGCUCUGCCCCUAUGGGAGUGUAGGUGGAGUCAAUGUAUGACCAGCGUUAAGCCAACGUUGUCCAAUGUAGGACCAAAUGUGAUCCAAUGUAGUGGUUACACUGAGAGUACACUGCGAGGGUACAGUCUCCCAUUAGCUGCAUGACGGGGGAAUAUUUUCACCCCUUUGCCAGAUGCGCCUCUUCCUUUUUUUUUAAUACUUCGAUGAAAUCAUAUAAGCGUGUUACUGUGCCGUACGUUGGGCCGGAACCGGUGCCGUUCAUAUCUCGCAAGUUUUGCGGUCGGGUUUUUCUUUGCAAUUUGUUGACAUGCUGUUACGAGCGCUUCCAACCUUGACAUGACUUGACACAAGAACUGAAGAAACGGCUUCCAGUGCACGUCACGCUUACUACUGACAAGAAGGUCACGCUGCCAGCUUUUAUCUUUCUGUUCUUGAGGGGGCUAAGUGUACGAAGUGUUCUGCGCGAUUACUUUCCAGACCAAAGAUUAUUACUUGAGCGCCAACGUUGUUGGACGCCGGUGCUCCUUUUCAGGAAACUUGUAAAUCUUUGUGUAAAACGCUAUGUGUACCGCGCCUUGUUUUACAAAGACUGUGUCUGUCAUGUGCCAGAAGAUGUUUGCCCGCAGAAAGAAACUGUCUGUGAGUUCGAAGGCGAGUUUCUUUUUUUCUUCUUUUUUUUUUGAAAAACGAUUUUUUCUUGUAUAUUUAGAGUGAAGACACCAGAGAGUGACCUGGUAUAGCUUCUUCCGAUUCCUUUGUGGCGAUGUGGUUGUAGAUGCGCAAGCGAUGGCUUUGGAACAUGUUGUUGUCUGUUUGACUAAAGUUUUGUCUGUUAUUUC
This is a messenger RNA of Dermacentor silvarum, 12087 nucleotides long. RefSeq lists its product as uncharacterized. The transcript is spliced from 3 exons. Gene Ontology annotation, cellular component: cytoplasm; actin filament. The record is from RefSeq and is a predicted model, not a curated record. The coding region runs from base 805 to 4101 and encodes 1098 amino acids. NCBI's taxonomy places the organism in Eukaryota, Metazoa, Arthropoda, Arachnida, Ixodida, Ixodidae. Gene Ontology annotation, molecular function: actin binding; microtubule binding. Gene Ontology annotation, biological process: actin filament polymerization.